CUACAAUAACACUUCCGGUUUCUGUUCCGGCGCGUCAGCUUUACCAUUCGUAGCACCGAAAACCUUAACAUUUGACAGUUAAUUAUAGUAUUUAAGAAUUUGUGUCAUACUUUGUUUUUAUAUGCCAGGUGUUGUUUUAGUGUUCAAAUAUGUCGUCGCUCAUUGGCACUGUUGACGAGGACUGCAACGGAAAAGAUACAGAGGAUCAGGAUCCACGCGUGCUCAUCCCACAACUCUGCAGACUAUUUUAUGAACUGGGAUGGGUGACUGGUACAGGGGGAGGAAUAAGCCUGCGGCAUGGUGAGCACAUUUAUAUAGCCCCCUCUGGUGUUCAGAAGGAGAGAAUACAGCCGGAAGACUUAUUUGUGUGUGACAUAGAUGAGAAGGAUAUCAGCUGUCCACCUCCGCAUAAGAAGUUUAAGAAAAGCCAAUGCACACCCCUCUUCAUGAAUGCCUACACAAUGAGAGGAGCUAAGGCUGUUAUCCAUACACACUCAAAGGCUGCGGUCAUGGCAACACUUAUGUUUCCUGGCAAGGAAUUUCGCAUCACACAUCAGGAAAUGAUAAAGGGGAUUCGAAAAGGAAACUCAGGCACAAACUACAGGUAUGAUGACACUUUAGUUGUUCCUAUUAUUGAGAACACACCUGAGGAGAAGGACCUGAAAGAGCGCAUGGCCCGAGCCAUGGAGAUGUACCCAGACUCCUGCGCUGUCCUUGUCCGCAGACACGGGGUCUACGUUUGGGGAGAGACCUGGGAGAAAGCAAAAACCAUGUGUGAGUGUUAUGACUACCUAUUUGACAUAGCAAUUAAAAUGAAACAAUGUGGCCUGGACCCUUCGGCUCCUCCCACUGAAGCUGAAGGCAUUGUUUGACACACAAAUCACUGUGAAAAUCAGAAAGCACUGUGUUACCAAUUAUGAUUGGGAAACAUAUAAGUUUCCAGUACAAACAACCACAUCUGGACACAGACCUAUCAAACAACAUGUAUACUGUAGUGCUGCUAUGUGCAGAUACAUGUAAGGGGUAAUGUUCUGUUAUCAUGUAUUAUAUGUACUAUUUUUUAUGCUGAGGGCUUAUUGCACCAUAUUUUUUGAAAAUGUGGGGUUUAGUGUGUGAUUAAAAUAAAACAUUUGCAAAGCAUUGGAGCUUUGAGAGCUUUACAACAAUACAAUAUAUUUUGUUUAAUUUUAAACAAUGUCAGUAACCUGCUAAUAUAACACGUUCCCAUUAAAACCACCUGGAAUUGCAAACAUG
Misgurnus anguillicaudatus (oriental weatherfish) is the source of this 1254-nucleotide messenger RNA. RefSeq names its product APAF1 interacting protein (gene apip). Gene Ontology annotation, cellular component: cytoplasm. Gene Ontology annotation, molecular function: metal ion binding; methylthioribulose 1-phosphate dehydratase activity. NCBI's taxonomy places the organism in Eukaryota, Metazoa, Chordata, Actinopteri, Cypriniformes, Cobitidae. The record is from RefSeq and is a predicted model, not a curated record.